AUGAAAGGAUAUCUUGAUAACCCAUAUCACAGUAAGGUUCAUGCUUAAGAUGUUGCUUAAACUUGCAAUUUCUUACUAAGCAAAUGCAAAUUCAUAGAAAUCGGUUAAUUAGAUGAAUAAGACAUUGCCUGUGUGUUAAUUGCUGGAGCUAUUCAUGAUUAUGGACAUCCAGGACUUACUAAUGCAUUCUUAAUCAACAGUAGAAAUGAAUUGGCUCUAACAUACAAUGAUCAGAGUGUUUUAGAAAUGUAUCAUCCUUCCUAAUGCUUCAAAAUUGCCUGGGGAAAUCAAAAAGUCAAUAUUUUUGAAAAUCUUUAAUUUCAUAAAUACAGACGCAUAAGAGAAUCGAUUAUCUUAAUGGUACUUUCCACAGACAUGGCUCAUCAUGCUUCAGAACUUGCCAUCACUAAUAGUAGAAUUGCUGCUCCUGAUUUUGAACCCAAUGGCAAGGAUAAAUAAAGAUUGAUGGACUUGAUUGUACAUUCCUCUGAUGUAUCCAAUCCUACUAAAAGCUUUGAAAUCUACAAAUAAUGGACAGAAAAGGUCUUAGCUGAAUUUUGGUUGUAAGGAGACAAAGAGAGAGACCUUGGUUUGCCAAUCUCGUAUCUAUGUAAUCGAUUUACAACCAACACAGCUGAAGCAUAAGUGGGAUUUAUUGAUUAUGUUGUGAAACCUACAUUUGCAUGUGUCUUAGGAUUCCUUCCAGCUUAUGAACCUUUCUUUUAAAACUUGGACAAAAACAAAGCUAAGUGGCAAGAACUUAUAGAAUAUUAUAAACAAUAGUUAGCUUCCAUUCAACCUAAAUGA
This is a messenger RNA of Paramecium tetraurelia, 807 nucleotides long. RefSeq lists its product as uncharacterized. Gene Ontology annotation, biological process: signal transduction. NCBI's taxonomy places the organism in Eukaryota, Ciliophora, Oligohymenophorea, Peniculida, Parameciidae. The record is from RefSeq and is a predicted model, not a curated record. The transcript is spliced from 3 exons. Gene Ontology annotation, molecular function: 3',5'-cyclic-nucleotide phosphodiesterase activity.